CCGGUCAUCAAAUGCACACUCAACUCAAUUGGUGAGAAAUUUGUGGUUGGGGGCAGCUAUCUCCAGGAUUACGCCAGCAGCACAGUCGCCGUUGCCGUUAACGGCGAUGUCAGGCCCCUUUCCGGUACAAGCUGGCACACAGCCAAGUGGUACGUCUGCAGCAGCCGCACAGACUGUUACUUCUUCUUCUUCUGGUCCAGCGGCUGGUGCUACACCACAGCCGCAACAAACUGUUCCACCACAUGCACAACAGCAAGGUCAAUGGUACCCAAAGACCCCAAUGAAACCGCCCCUUGCCUUCUCCGGUGAGAAGAAGGACGAGGAACUCAACACUUGGUUGAGAACAGUUCCAGUGUGGGUAAGGGCAAAGAGGACUUCGCAGGAGGAGGAGGUGAUUACUGUUCCAUCUUACCUGGAGGGUAAGGCAGCCAAAUGGAUGGAUGGAUUAGUAGCAAAGGCCGGGCUCGGACGACGCAUGGCAGAUUGGGGUAAGACCCUGACUUUAGAAGAGUUUUUUGAUAUGGUAGAAGCUCGUUGGCACAAUCCGCAGCAGGCACAAAUUGUCACUGACGCGAUGCUAAGACUAGACCAAAGGAAGUACAAGUCAGUCAGAGAGCUAACGUCUACCGUAGAGAGCCUCAUCGUUGUUCUCGGUAUACGCUACGAUGACCAAGUCUUAUUGACCACGUUUCUGAGAUGUCUGUCCGAGAAUCUCAUAAAUUUGCUAGCCAGCGAGGCUCGCCUCGAGUAUCAUUCGUUUGAGACCUUCUCUAGAAAGGCCUUAGAUUUAGAGGCUACUCUAGGAAUUGCUCAACCUACUCCAGUAGACAGGAGGAAGAAGAAGAGUCCACAGGAGUGGAAAAAGAAGGGGAGUCGAUUGAUGAUGGUUGAGUCUGAUGGGACCCAAACCCAGAUCGAUGAACUUUCUGACCUGAUGGACAGUCCAGAGUACGACGGCGAGGAAACCGUUGAGGGUAGCACCCUCGCCGCAGUAGUGAAGACUAAGGCAAGUGGCCGAGGGAAGGGCCAUCAAAAGAGUCAAGGGCAGACCGCCUCCAAUCAGUCCAAAGUAGCAGAUUGGGUUAAGGCAUGUCUUGAUCAAGAAGUGAGGCGGGACCGCCGAGUGCGUGGUGCUUGCAUCAACUAUGGUGAAUACGAUCACACCCAGUACAAAUGCAAGAACGCAAAGUGCCAUCAGCCUCAAGAAGGUGAUGAUAAGGUAUUGAAAGUGAAUGACUCCGAUCUCAGGAAGAGACGGGAGGAUAUUCACAGUUCAGGGGGGGAUAAUCAGGAUAAUGUGGAUGAUGAUUGGAAUAAUGAUGAUGUUAAUGAUUUGGAUGACGAUACUGGUGAUAUGAAUCGUUGGAAUCAGAAGACUGGUGAUGGCGAUAAUGACGGUGAUAGUGAAUGCUUGGAAUCAGUGGAAUCACCUCAAAACGAUGAUGAUGAUGAUGAUGAUGAUGAGGAGGAGGAGGAGGAGGAGGACAGUGGCGAUAUGAAUCAUUGGAAUCAGAAGACGGGGGAUGGAGAAAGGGAAGGUGAUAACACAGGACUGGGCUAUACAGUUCACUGCGAUAAGAAGACAAGUGAAGACAGGAGAGUGUAUUUUAAAGAUUCCAAUGACAUGAGACGCAGUGAGCAGAAGGAUGGCGAAGACAACAGUGUUGAAAAAGCUCGUCGGGUGAUGGUGGUACGCACUAUGGUGUAAGCUCUCAGGCACCCCCUUCCAAUGGGAUAUUGGCCUUAUAUUGUUGGGAAGGCAAACAGACUACCCAGCCACCUGGUCUGCUUUUCAACAAAAACUGUUCAAGUCCACCCGCCUGGCCAUACUCAUGGUUAUUUGGAGAACACAAUGUUCUGUCGAACGCAAAGAGUUCAUCUUUGGCCUCCCUGAGGCUAAAGUGGAGAUUGGGGAACUCAUUAGGGCUAACAUAGUAAAGGCCAAUAAGAACC
Molecule: messenger RNA, 1953 nt
Organism: Chara braunii
Lineage: Eukaryota; Viridiplantae; Streptophyta; Charophyceae; Charales; Characeae
Source: the annotation of a GenBank genome assembly